GCACUGCUAUCACUCUUAUUCCUUGCUCUCUCCCUCUCCCCCCUCUUCACCCUUUACAUAGAAGGAAAACACAAACGCAAACUUACCAAACUUUCACUUUGGCUAUCAUGGCUUCUCUCCUUCCUUCAUCAAUGAACCUUCGGCUUCCUAUAAGGAGAUCGAACAGCGCAUUCUUCGGUCCAAAGCUCAACGCAUUGGGAUAUCAACCUCGACAAAGUCAAGUAACAACCCAGGUGAAGGAGACGUCAUUCAGAACACUUUGUGCUGGAAAAUCUAAUGGACAAGAGAAGACCCACGGCUCCUCACAUUCCGUCCCCCUUUCUCCCCUUGAACUUGUAGCUGAUGAUUUCUACUCAUCCCUCAACAAGAAGAACCGCUACAGAUUGCAUGAGCUCAUUGCUGAUGACUGUAUUUUCCAAGAUAUGGCGUUUUCAAAACCAUUCAAAGGAAAGGAAGUACAUCAUUUUCUCAGGAAUCUAACAGAAGCCAUGGGCAAGGAUGUAAAAUUCGUCGUCGAUAGGGUUUAUGAAGGUGAUGGGCUAAGCAUCGCAGUCCUAUGGCAUUUAGAGUGGCAGAAAAAGCGCAUUCCCUUUGCCACUGGCUGCAGCUUCUAUGAUUGCAUAAAAGAGAAGGAAAAGUUUUCCAUCAAGAAAGCUACUGUUUAUUUUGAAUCACCACUAAAGCCAGGAGAAUUUGUACUGAGUCUGCUCAACAUCAUCAGCUCGCUUUUUGACAACUUCCCAAAACAGGCUAAGUGGUUCUUAGAAAAACCUCAUGCAAUGAUACACCUUCUGAUAAAAGCAUACAAGAUACUGAUCGAGCCCUUCAUACUUCCACUUAUAGUGUACUAUACCCAUCUGUGGACUUAUGGAGCUCUAAUAAUAAGCUAUGUGCUCAACAUACUGCAAAAGUUGCUGAAGUUUUUUAUGUGAUAAGAGUCCCCUAACAUCUAACAAAACAUACUG
Molecule: messenger RNA, 965 nt
Organism: Asparagus officinalis (garden asparagus)
Lineage: Eukaryota; Viridiplantae; Streptophyta; Magnoliopsida; Asparagales; Asparagaceae
Exons: 6
Coding region: 108-932 (274 amino acids)
Source: RefSeq, a predicted model, not a curated record